AUGUUCUCUACCACCGUCCCAGACACAGAUGAAACAUGUCCUUCAUUUACCAAACUGAGCUUUCACAGUGCAGUGGUUGGAACGGGACUAAAUGUGAAGUUGAUGCUCUACACAAGGAGAAACCCGACCUGUGCACAAGCCAUCAACUCCACAGUUUUGGGGAACUUGAACGUGACCAAGAAAACCAUCUUCACUGUCCAUGGAUUCAGACCGACAGGCUCUCCUCCAGUUUGGAUGGAGGACUUAGUAGAGGGUUUGCUCUCUGUAGAUGACAUGAACGUGGUUGUUGUUGAUUGGAAUCAAGGAGCUACAACUGUAAUAUACAACCAUGCCUCUGGAAAGACCAGAAAAGUAGCAAUAGUCUUGAAGGAAUUUAUCGACCAAAUGCUGGCAGAAGGAGCUUCUCUGGAUGACAUUUACAUGAUUGGAGUAAGUCUAGGAGCCCACGUAGCUGGGUUUGUUGGAAAGAUGUACAAUGGCCAGCUGGGAAGAAUUACAGGUCUGGACCCUGCAGGCCCUUUAUUCAAUGGGAGACCUCCAGAGGACAGAUUAGAUCCCGGUGAUGCACAGUUCGUUGACGUCAUCCAUUCUGACAUUGAUGCACUGGGCUACAGGGAACCAUUAGGAAACAUAGACUUCUACCCAAACGGAGGAUUGGAUCAACCUGGUUGCCCCAAAACAAUAUUUGGAGGAAUGCAGUAUUUUAAGUGUGACCACCAGAGGUCCGUGUACCUGUACCUUUCUUCGCUGAGAGAGAACUGCACCAUCACCGCGUAUCCCUGUGACUCCUACCGGGAUUAUAGGAACGGCAAGUGUGUCAACUGUGGCAUAUCACAGACGGAGUCCUGCCCACUUCUGGGCUACUAUGCUGAUAAUUGGAAAGACUAUUUAAGGGAGCGGGAUCCUCCUAUGACUAAAGUGUUCUUUGACACAGCUGAGGAGAAACCCUUCUGCAUAUAUCAUUACUUUGUGGAUAUUAUAACUUGGAACAAGAACAUAAGAAGAGGCUCCAUUACAAUCAAAUUGAGAGACAAAGCUGGAAACACCACAGAAUCCAAAAUCAAUCAUGAACCCACAACAUUUCAGAAAUACCACCAAGUGAGUCUGCUUGCAAGAUUCAAUCAAGAUCUGGAUAAAGUGGCAGCCAUUUCCUUGGUGUUCUCUACAGGAUCUGUAACAGGCCCAAGGUACAAGCUCAGGAUUCUCCGAAUGAAGUUAAGGUCACUUGCCCAUCCAGAGAGGCCCCAGUUGUGUCGCUAUGAUCUUGUACUGAUCGAAAAUGUUGAAACAGUCUUCCAACCUAUUCUUUGCCCAGAGUUGCAAAUGUAACUGUUGUCAGGACACCCGGGUACCAGUAACAUCAAGAAUGCUACAACUACAGGAUUUUUAAAGCUUCACCUCGCCUUCUCCUCAAGGCAUAAAAAGUACGGAAUAACCAGGGUUUUUGUUUUGUUUUUUUAAAAUCAUGUCCUGUGGAUGUCAUAUUGCAAAAUAUCAAGUGAUCCUGGAUUAUGAAACAGUCCUGGGAAGGGAGCCCCUAAAUAGGGCAAGUCAGAAAUAGCCAGGCUCCUGACGGCGCAGCGCCUUGUUAGGCUGUGUCCUGGGGCCUCAUUUGUUCCGAACUGUUGGUUCUGCUGCCUGCCACUUGGGCAUUUCUGCCAAUCACAGUGGCCAGGCAAGCAUCUUAAGGGAAGGACUGGCUGGAGACAUCACUUUGGACUCGACCCCAUGUUCUCUGUGCCAGAUCCCUCCGGGCUCUGCACAGAGGGGGAAUGGCUUCCUGCCUUGUUUAAAGUGGGGCUAGUGCAGGAGGAGGUGGGGACAGACCAACAACCAAGAAGGCAGCUGCUGGGACUAGUGGAUGAGGGAAGAAGAGCAGAUGAAGCAGUGGGGCAGCCUUGCUCACAGGGACAAGGGAUAGAGUGAGAGGCAGGAGAGAAAAAGCAGAGCUUGUUUUUCACUUAAGGUGAAGAAGCAUCACUUUACAUGCAACCCUCAUCUGAAGCAAUACUUAAGAAAUGUUUUGUUUUUCUUUAUCACCAAUGUAAUCUGUACUUGUUGAAGGAAAUUUCAAAAAUGCACGGAUGCAAAUUGAAAAUAUGCUAUCCAUAAUCCCACCUGUUAGAGGUAAUUAAUGUGAACCUUUUGGAGCGAUGCUAAGUAACUUGUUUUGCCAACAUGUGAAUUCAAAGCACUAACCGGUCUGCUCUUGGCGCACCCGAAGCUCCCAGUUUGAGGAAUUCUCAGGCUUCCCUAGGAAGAGGUGCGAUCCAUGAAUCUGAAAUGACAACAGCAGCCAAGUCAAGAGGCCCUCCCAAGGGCCAAGGUCAGAGAGGUCAGAACCACUUGAGGUCAGAUGCCCAGGGUGGAGACAGAGCCAGAGGGGUGGACACCACCCAUCCCC
Messenger RNA from Aethalodelphis obliquidens (Pacific white-sided dolphin), 2404 nucleotides. It is a transcript of the gene LIPH, whose product is annotated as lipase H. The record is from RefSeq and is a predicted model, not a curated record. Gene Ontology annotation, molecular function: glycerophospholipase activity. The transcript is spliced from 10 exons. NCBI's taxonomy places the organism in Eukaryota, Metazoa, Chordata, Mammalia, Artiodactyla, Delphinidae. Gene Ontology annotation, biological process: lipid catabolic process. Bases 1 to 1329 code for a protein of 442 amino acids.